GGGCGUGAUGUGGGCGCAGACUGGCAGUUGGCGAGCACCAAUCGGAGCGCGGGAGCUGGAAAAGCGCGCCAACCGAGUGGUCUCGGCGGAGGGGGAAGCGACAGAGUGAGGUGCGCGGACGGGAACGGGUUCGCAAUGCUUGGAUCGGGCGUCGCCGAGCAGGAGCUAUCCUGUCAAACCGAUGUCGACAGGGGUGAUGUGGCAAUAUGCAGAAAACGAGAAGAUUAUCUUGAGUGGUCAGAAUAUUUUAUGGCAGUGGCUUUUCUAUCAGCACAGAGAAGCAAAGACCCAAACUCCCAGGUUGGUGCUUGCAUUGUGAAUCCUGAAAAUAAGAUCGUUGGCAUAGGGUACAAUGGAAUGCCAAAUAGAUGCAGUGAUGAUUCUUUACCAUGGGCAAGAACUGCUAAAAAUAAACUGGACACAAAAUAUAUGUAUGUUUGUCAUGCAGAAUUAAAUGCAAUUCUGAACAAGAAUGCUGGUGAUGUUAAAGGAUGCACAAUGUAUGUGGCCUUGUUCCCUUGUAAUGAAUGUGCUAAACUCAUCAUCCAGUCAGGCAUCAGCAAGGUUACUUAUAUGUCAGACAAGUACCGGGACUUGCCAGAAAUGAAGGCCUCCAGACUCAUGUUGGACAUGGCUGGUGUAGAAUACAGCCAAUUUACUCCAAAGAAUAAAACAAUUACCAUUGAUUUUGAUACAAUAAACAAAAGUGGAAGUUGUCUACAGUCAAGUAAAAUGGCUUCAACAGCGUCGCCAUGAAGCUGCUAAUUAUUCAUCAUGGAGAAUCUUAUUUGUUACUUCCAUAUUUCUGUUUUUUGGUAGUUAUUCUUUAGAAGAAACCUUCUGCUGUCUCUCUAUUCUAAUGGCACAAUUGAACCACUUACACCAGUUUAUACAUACAUAUUAUAUAUAUAGUAUGUCACGUGGUUUCUUUUCCAAUUAACAUUUGAGCUACUGUUGUGCCCGAGCUUGAAAAUGAAUAUAUUUGUACAAAGUGCAUGCAUGAAGACCUUUAUGGUUAGGAAAGGUAAAGGUUUUAACAUCGAACAAGCCAUUGAUUAGCACCAGACAAUGAGGUUCUGGUUUCUAAGCCUGACUCUGACCUUUCCUCUUCCUUCUCUACCCACCUGGCUCAAGAAAAGAGACUUGUAACAAAUGUGACCACUCCCCUUGACUAAGCACCCAAGGCCUAGAAUGGAAACUUGCCAGAUCCCAUAUGACUGGCUCUAAAACCUGAUGCCACUGCUGCUGAGUGCUGGAAGUGAGGCUCAUCUGAAGGUUAGCCCACGCUGCUGAAUGCAUAAAAGCAUUUCUUUCUGCCAGUAACUCUGCUAUCUGUUGCACUUUUUAAUUUUCUCAUGGGAUGUAGUAAAUUGGUCAGAGCAGUUUUAUUGUUCAUCCUUAAUUGUCUUUAGAAGCUGGUGAUGAGUUGCCCCUUGAACUGCUACAUUCUUUUUGGUGAAGGUACCCCUUGGUGUAGGUAGUUCUGGGAUUUAGACCCAAGGUUGAUAAAGGAACAGCAGUUUUUCUUUCCAAGUCAGGAUGAUGAAUAACUUGGAGGGGGACCUGCAGAUGGUAUCUUUACUAUUCCCUGCUGCCUUUGUCCUCGUUUCCAACCUCUUGAACUAGACAGUUAUCAGAGAGAAACUUGUAACUCUGGGGUCACCUGCUUGGAACAGUUAAACUGUGACCUCUUGAGCCUGGGAUCUUUUGGUUGAAGUUGGUGCUGGAAGUAAGGAGUGGAGUUUUGAAUAUGUCGUAGGUUCUUUGGGAGAUUGCAGCAGAAAAUUUUGGGGACAGUAAGUUAGCUAUCGUAGAGUAUUGUGGCUUUCAAUAAAAAUGCAAAAUGUUGAAAAUGUUUUGUGUCAAAUGAACUCUAAUUAAAACUAAAUAAAAAUAACUUCAUUUUUUGCAUUUACAGUUUAUAACUUUCAGAAAUUAUCUACAGCCAGCUUAGUGUAAAAGUAAUAUUAAGGAACAUGAAACAGAAAUUAUGAUGUGAUGUAUUCUCAGUUUUUCUGUCUACUGCUUUUUAGAGUCUUCAGCAUUCCCAGAGAGGCUGUCUGUGCACCUGACUAUGCUGUUCCGAUAUUAACAGAUACCUUAGGAUUGUACAGUGGUGGAGGAGACCAUUUGGCCUCCUGUACCUAUAGUAGUCAUUGAAAUAGUCAAGAAAUUACUCUCAUUCCCUUGCUGUUUAGCCUUGCAUAUUUCUCCCCUUCAAUAUUAAAAGAUACAUUAUGAUCUACUUCCACUGUCCAUGCACAUAGUGCAUUCCUGAUUUGUAAUAUGUUGUACAAAUACUUCCAAACCUCUAGACAACUUGCUGAUCAUAAAUUCAUAUCCUCUGGUUACUGACCCUCCCGCAAAGAGAACAGAUUCUUGUGCUCGUUGGCCCAGAGAUCAGGGGGAGUUGUCUUCGUUCAGAGGAAUAUGAAAGGUCAUUGAAAUAAUUGCACUAUAGUUUAGGAUGCUUGGCAUUGCAACUUAAUAUCUUUGCAUAUUCUAUGUAGUUUUAAAUUGAAUUGGUGUUCUUGUUGCUUAUUUGUGCCUCUGAGUCAGAGGAUAUUGGAUAUGAAUUUUACUCGUACAUAUUUGGUCCAGUACUUCAGUGCAUUAUAAAUGGAGUGACAUUUAGUGACAAUGCUGAGUUGAGAUCAAAUUGUUUUCCCAGUAACUUGGUCAAUAUUUAUCUUUCUGCCAGCAACAUUAAACUCAAUUGGCAUUGCUGUUUGUGGGAUCUUGUCAUGUGAAAUUGAGGGUAGCUGCACCUCAAAAGUAAAAUGUUGGGGAGAAUGCUCCUGAGUAAUGUUCCCAUGCUAGUUCUUUGUAUUUUUAAGAAAUUUUUAUUUGCGUUUCUGUCGGUGCGGCCAGGAGCACAACUUUGCACAUAAAUUCCUUUGACCAGUUUUGUUGACCAUACUACUCUGACACAGUCUAAUGCCACUGUUAAAGUUAUACCUAAACAUGUUUGAAAUCUAUUUCAAACAUUGUUAUUUUGGUCUGUAAGUAAUUUCUUUUAAAAUGGUAGUGGAUCAAUAAAUGUUCAAAAUAACCUCUGAGACUUUCAGAGUAAUCACUCACUGAGACUGUGAAAAGAUUUCCUGCUCUGAACUUCACCUUGCUUAAAAUCAUAGGAGCAUAGGCACAAGGGAAGGCCUUUUAAUUAGAUGAUGGCUGAUCAGUGACCUCCAUUUUGGCUGUCUUUGCUGAAUGUCCCAUGAUACCAUACCUAAUAAAAAUUAUAUAGAUCUUGGUCUUGAAACUUUCCACGGCCAUUUGGGGGAAGUUUUCCAAGUUACCACUACCCAGUCUUAAGUUGCUUCCUGAUUUCACUUUUCGGUUGUUUGAUUGUAAUUCCAAUUUGUGUCUCUUUGGAAAUAAUCAAUUAUCUGCUCAAACAUUUUAGAUUUAAAAACCUGCCUCAAUCCUCAAUAGCAUCGAGUGGAGGUAAUUUGUUUUCAUAGUACUGGGGCUGAAAAGGUUAAAGUUUUCAAAAUCCUGCUGAGCUUUUAAAAUAGGUGUUAGUAUUGACAAGUCUCAGAAGGUACCUACACAACAGAUGAACUCCUUCCCAAUAGGAUGACAGGGAUUGUCUCUGACCAUAGGACAGAAAAAUGACAAUUUGUCAGUUUUAUUCAUUUUUUGGGAUGUAAUCAUUCCCAGGUGGUGGUGAGCCACAAGCUUGAAGUGUUUUCAUCCUGAUAAAGGUGAUACCUCAAUGCUGUUAGAUAAGGUGUUCCAGGAUUUAGACCCAGUGUUGAAGGAACAGCAACAUAUUUCUAAGUCUGAAUAUUGUGUGGCUUGGAGGGGACCCCAUUGGUGACAGUGUUCCCAUGCAUCUGCUACUGUUGCCCUUGGAGGUAGAGAGUGUGAGAUUUGGGAGAUGCUGUCAGUCUCGGUGAGCAACUGCAAUGUAUUUUGACUGCAGCUGCUGUGUGGCAGUGGCAGAGGGAAUAAAUGUUAAGAAUGAUCAGUGAGAUGCCAAACAAGCAUUCUACUUUGAACUGGUGAGGUUGAGAUUUUUUUUCAAUAUUAGAGCUGCAUUAAUCGUCCUUUUUUUAAAACAAAAUCUUCAGAUCUUUUGUUCAAAUUACUUCUGAUUUAAUGUGUUUUAAUUUCCUGGAUUUGCU
Molecule: messenger RNA, 4130 nt
Organism: Pristis pectinata (smalltooth sawfish)
Lineage: Eukaryota; Metazoa; Chordata; Chondrichthyes; Rhinopristiformes; Pristidae
Gene: dctd
Product: dCMP deaminase
Exons: 6
Coding region: 136-756 (206 amino acids)
Biological process (GO): dUMP biosynthetic process; dTMP biosynthetic process
Cellular component (GO): cytoplasm
Molecular function (GO): dCMP deaminase activity; zinc ion binding
Source: RefSeq, a predicted model, not a curated record